GGCCGCCGUCCCCACGCGGGGACGGGCGGUGAAACCUGACGUUCCGGGCGGAAGCAGGGUAGCGGAAUGACUUAGUUCCCUGGCUGCGCUUGCGCAGAGCGUGAGGCGGUGGAGCUGGUGCUUGGAAACUGUUCGGGUCAGCCUGCAGGGCGCGGCUUUCAUUGUCAGGGAAGCAGGCUGUAGUGACCUAUGAAGACGUACAUGUGAACUUCACUCGUGAAGAAUGGGCUUUGCUGGAUCUUUCCCAGAAGAGUCUCUACAAAGAUGUGAUGCUGGAAACCUACUGGAACCUCACUGCUAUAAGCCUCAAAUUGGAAGACCAGAAUAUUCAAGAACAUUUCCAAAAUGCUAGAAGAAGACAUGGAAGGUACAAGCAUUGUGACCAUAAGGGAUAUGGAAAAAAGCAUUGUACCUUUGAAAGUAACAGUUUUCUUAAAAUAUGUGAACAAAUCCUUACUGAAGAGAAACCCUAUGAAUGUAAUCAAUGCAGUAAAGUCUUUUCAAAUUUCAGCAGUCUUCGAAAACAUGAAAACUACCAUACUAGAGAAAAACCAUGUAAAUGUAAUCACUGUGGUAAAGCCUUUGCAAGCCACAGUUCUCUUCAAAUACAUAAAAGAACUCAUACAGGAGAGAAACCCUAUAAUUGCAAUGAAUGUGGUAAAGCAUUUGCAAGUCACGGUAAUCUUCGAAUACAUAAAAGAAUUCAUACGGGAGAGAAACCCUAUGAAUGUAAUCAAUGCAGUAAAGCCUUUGCACAUUUCAGUACUCUUCGAAAACAUGAAAAAAAUCAUACUAGGGAAAAACCCUAUGAAUGUAAUUUCUGUGGUAAAGCCUUUGCAAGUCGCAUUUCUCUUCAAAUACACAAAAGAACUCAUACAGGAGAGAAACCCUAUGAUUGCAGUGAAUGUGGUAAAGCAUUUGCAUGUCGCAGUAAUCUUCAAAUACACAAAAGAACUCAUACAGGAGAGAAACCUUACGAUUGUAAUGAAUGUGGAAAAGCAUUUGCAUGUCGCAGUCAUCUUCAAAUACAUGAAAGAACUCACACUGGAGAGAAACCUUAUGGAUGUAAUCAGUGCGGUAAAGUCUUUGCACGCCGCAGUAGUCUUCAAAUGCAUGAAAGAAGUCAUACUGGAGAGAAACCUUAUGAAUGUAAUCACUGUGGUAAAGCCUUUGCAUAUAACAGUGAUCUUCACAGGCAUGAAAUAAUUCAUACUGGAGAGAAACCCUAUAUAUGUAAUCAGUGUGGCAAAGCCUUUGCACGUCGUAGAAGUCUUCGAAAUCAUGAAGAACAUCAUACUCUUGAGAAAUCAUAUGAGUGUACUGUAUGUGGUAAAGCCUUUGCAUAUCACAGUAAUCUUUAUAUACAUGAAAGAACUCAUAAUGGAGAGAAACCGUAUGAAUGUACUCAAUGUGGUAAAGCCUUUUCAUGUCGCAGUCAUCUUCAUAUACAUGAAAGAAGUCAUACUGGAGAGAAGCCCUAUAAAUGUAAUCAGUGUGGAAAAGCAUUUCUGCUUCACAGUAGUCUUAAAAUUCAUGAAAGAACUCAUACUGGAGAGAAACCUUAUAGAUGUACUCAGUGUGGUAGAGCCUUUGCACGUCACAGUAAUCUUCAGAUACAUGAAAGAAGUCAUAGUGGAGAGAGACCUUAUGAGUGUAAUCAAUGUGGUAAAACUUUUGCAAGUCGUAGUAGUCUUCGAAAUCAUGAAAAACAUCAUACUGUUGAAAAACCUAAUAAAUGUAAUCAGUGUGGUAAAGCCUUUACAUGCCGCAGCCAUCUUCAACUACAUGAAAGAAAUCAUACUGGAAAAAAACUCUAUGAGUGUAGUCAAUGUGGAAAACCCUUUGCAAGUCAUAGUUAUCUUCAAAUACACAGAAGAACUCAUACUGGAGAAAAACCAUAUGAAUGUACUCAUUGCAGUAAAGCCUUUGCAUGUCGCAGUAAUCUUUAUAUACAUGAAAGAAGUCAUACUGGAGAGAAACCAUAUGAAUGUAGCCAAUGUGGUAAAGCCUUUGCAUAUUGGAGUAGUCUUCAUAAUCACAAAAAAUGUCAUACUGGAGAUUAACCUUAUGAAUGUAAUUGAUGCAGUAAAGCUUUGUCAUGUCAGUGUAAUCUUCAGACUAUCAAAGAAAAAUACUAAGAAUGUAAUCAAUAUGAUAAUGCCUCUUCCUGUUACAUAUUUCCUCAAAGGCCUGAGAGAAUUCUACUGGAGAGAAAUGCAUGAAUCUAAUAAAUUCACCAAGCACAUUUUUCUCACUGAGCCAUUUAAUUGGGCUCAUGUAAGAUUAGUAGAACCAUUUCAUCAUUAAAACAUUUUCUUUUAUUUUUUCAAAUUUAUACAAAUUGUUAUCCAAGGGUAAAAGAAUGCACAAUAAUUUGAGAAAUAAAACAUAUUUUCAAGUGAAAAUGAUAUUUAUACUGUUAGCCAUUUUUAUUAGUUAUAUGUAGAGGAAUUUUGAUCUAUGAACAUAGCUGGUCUGGCAAGGGAUUACAUCCAUAGUCCUAGGUCUGUGUGAUCCAGUUGGAAUACAGACAUACCUUUAAUCACAAGUAAUGAUGUCUAAUUGAGGGGCAGACAGUGAUGAAUCACAGAUUUGACAGAAUAAGUAAAAAAUAGGAUACAGCCAACUCUUACAAGAACAGACAGGAAAGAACCUACUUAACAGCACCUCAGGGAGAGAGAGAGAGUUUGUGGAGAUAGCAUAGUACAGAGAAGGAGAGUAUGUUACAGGAGUACUGUACAGUUUGUCCUGUCAGUACAGUAUGGUGCAAUUCAAUUGAGUUCACUGAAGUUCAGUUUAUAGAAUCAGAGGAAGUUUUUUUUUU
Molecule: messenger RNA, 2824 nt
Organism: Meriones unguiculatus (Mongolian gerbil)
Lineage: Eukaryota; Metazoa; Chordata; Mammalia; Rodentia; Muridae
Product: zinc finger protein 431-like
Exons: 4
Coding region: 270-2063 (597 amino acids)
Biological process (GO): regulation of cytokine production; negative regulation of transcription by RNA polymerase II; regulation of immune system process
Source: RefSeq, a predicted model, not a curated record